Molecule: messenger RNA, 2979 nt
Organism: Closterium sp. Naga37s-1
Lineage: Eukaryota; Viridiplantae; Streptophyta; Zygnematophyceae; Desmidiales; Closteriaceae
Source: the annotation of a GenBank genome assembly
AUGUCGGCCAAUCCAGAGGAGACGUUCGAGGGCGACUCGCCCUCAUGCCGUUCCUCUUCCUCGGAGGAGGAGGGGAUUAUUGGAGGAGGCGGCGUGUGGGGGGUAGAUCUGGGUGUCGACGUGGAGGAGGCGCAUCGCGCGGCGUGCGCGGCGGGAGAUUCGACCUACAUCGACCCUGAAACGGGCUAUUCAGUCUUCACGGCGCCGGCUCUGCUCAAGCCCGGUCGUUGCUGCGGCAAUAAAUGCAGGCACUGUCCGUUUGGUCACUAUGCUGUGCGCACCAACGCAUUCAUGUCACGAACCAGCUCGCUCACGGAGCCCAUGCUUCUGUCUCCCUCCAAGGGCCCCGCUCCCUCCUCGCCUGCACUCGCCCUGCUGUGGGACGGCAGUCUGCCCGCCCUGCUCGCCCUGCAGGCUCUCACCGACCAAUCAAAAUCUGCCACGUCAGCCGGAUCGUCAACACAGAAUGUCGUGCUGACGACUCUCUUUGACCCGCACUCCGGGCAAGUCCUGUCCCCCACCAGCGUUCCUGACGUAGCCGCUACAACUGGUGUAGCCGCUACAACUGACGUAGCCGGUAAAGCCGAUGUACUGCCAGCAACCGCUUCUCGGGCAGCUGGAAAUCUUUGCUGCCUGCCCGUCUCGAUCCGGGCAGUGAUGGACCAAUCGCUGGCGCUGAAACGACCACUGCUCGCAGUCCCUGUAGAGGGAUGUGAGGCUCUCUGUAGCGGGGAUAGGAAUGAGGUGGGGGGAGGCGAGGGGCAGGAGAAGGGGCAGGAGAAAAGUCAGGAGAAAGCGCAGAAGUCGGGAUGUGGGUGUCAGUCAGGAGCAGAGGCAGAUGUGGGAGCAGGAAGAGGAGCAGGAGGAGCAGCAGAAGCACGACAAGGUUGUGGGGAGAUGAGUGCAGGAGCGAUCAGUGUGGGUGGGUUCACGCCUAGCUGGGCGUCUGUGCUUCAGUCUGCUCUUGACUCCUCGCUCAAGUCUCCAGUGCAUGCGGUCGUAUCUCCCCUCCCCCUCCCCCUCUCAACCCCUGCUUCAGCCACUGCUUCAGCAACUGCUGCUGCUGCCGCUGCUGCUACUCCUGCCACUCCUGCUGCUGCCACUCCCGCUGCUGUCAUACCUCCUCCUGCUGCCGACACUGGGUCAGCUAGUGCAGCAGCAGCAGCAGCAGCAGCGUUCCCAGUGAAGCCAGUGUUUGAUCACCAGUCACUCAUCAGAACAGCACCGAUCGCACGAGGCUCGACUCUUUUGCAACCAUCCCAGUUCCGAGUCCUCAUGCAUGAAGCAGGCACGUGGCAGCAUGUUACCACAGAGGAGGCAAUUUCCCGGCUUGCUUCCUCUCCCUCACCGUCGUCUCGCCCAUCAUUGGCUGGAACUGCUCCUGCUGCUCGUCUGCCAUUCGUUGAGAUGAUGCGCAAUGUGGGACGUCCAUCGGGAAGAGCUUUGUUACUCGGAAGCUUCGCAAUGGCGAGCAAGAAGCGGUCGUACGAGAAGCUUCCGUUCGGCGCUCCGCCGAGGCAGGCGGACGAGCCGUUUAAUCCGUUCGUCAACCACAGCGCGCCGAUCGAUACGCCCUACGAGAUCGUUAAGCUGACGCUGAUGUUCCCCGUGUUCCUCGUGCGUGCGGUGCUCAUGUUCGUCUGCUUUAUUUUCGGAUACUUCUUCGCGAGCAUCGCGCUGAUUGGCGCGAAGCACAUCCACACCAAGCCCUUCCCCAAGUGGAGGAGGAACAUCCUGUGGCCCGCUAAGCUCCUGACACGUGGCGUUCUCUUCGCCUGCGGAUACAACUGGAUUGAGGUGAAAGGCAAGCCUGCUUCCAGAGCAGAGGCGCCCAUUCUCGUGUGCAACCACGUGACCUUUGUGGACCCCGUGUUCCUGUUUAUGGCUCACCUGCCCAUGAUCAUCACGGCUAAAGAGAACAUGAAUAUCUUUAUAGCGGGGACAAUCAUGAAGGCCCUUCAGGCCAUAGCAGUCGAUCGUGCGUCCCCCACCUCACGAAAGGACACAUCGUACGAGAUAAAGAAGCGCGCCAUGUGCAACAACUGGGCGCGCGUGCUGCUCUUCCCCGAAGCCACGACUACCAACGGCCGCUCGCUCGUCUCCUUCAAAACGGGCGCCUUUGCUCCGGGCCUGCCGGUGCAGCCGGUGGUGGUGACGUACCCCUACACGUCGUUUGACCCCUCCUGGGUGGCCGAAGGGCUCCCCGAUAUGACCCUGCUGUGGCGCAUCAUGUCCCAACCGCACAACCGCAUGCGUGUGGAGUAUCUGCCGGUGAUCAUCCCCACAGAAGAGGAGAAGAGGGAUGCACGCAAGUUCGCUGAGAGGGUGCGUCUGGCCAUGGCGCGGCGUCUCAACCUGGCCCUCACAGACCACUCGUUUGGCAACGUGCUGCUGGCGCUCGAGGCAAAGAAGCUCAGGCUGCCCGUGGGGACGGCGAACGUGGAGUUUGGGCGGCUGGAGCAGCUGUUCCGGGUGGACGUGAGGGAGGCGAAGCAGUACUUGAGACGAUUUCAUGCAAUGGACGUGGGGCACUGUGGCACUGUGAGCUAUCCCGGGUUCCUGGCAGCGCUGGGCCUGCCGGACUCGGAGGCCUCUCAAAUGCUCUUUGACUUUCUCGAUACCAAUGAGCGCGGCACUAUCAACUUCAGAGAGUUCCUGGCAGGGCUGGUCUUUGUGUCGCGCCAUCCUCAAUUCCAUGAUUCGGUGGAGAAGGCGUUCAAGCGGUUGGAUCUGGACGGAGAUGGACGGCUGACAGCGCACGAGGCGAAGGAGGGCAUGCGGGAGCUCUUCCCUGCGAUCACAGACGAACAGCUGGCCAAGCUGUGUGAGCUGCUGGGGCUCAACAGCAAGACGUCUCUCUCCUGGGAUGAGUUUGAGCAUUUCCUCAAGACCAACCCCGAGUAUCUGGUGGCGAUUCUCGCCGCCGAUUUGGCUGAUGCAAAGGUGGAGGAAGAGAGCAGCGAAGUUACGUCAGAUUAG